Molecule: messenger RNA, 3479 nt
Organism: Pantherophis guttatus
Lineage: Eukaryota; Metazoa; Chordata; Lepidosauria; Squamata; Colubridae
Product: adhesion G protein-coupled receptor E3-like
Biological process (GO): adenylate cyclase-activating G protein-coupled receptor signaling pathway; cell surface receptor signaling pathway
Cellular component (GO): plasma membrane
Molecular function (GO): G protein-coupled receptor activity
Source: RefSeq, a predicted model, not a curated record
UUUUUUUUGUAAUAUAUCCUGUUAGGGAAGACAUUAGGAACAUACUGGGGUAUUUUCUUUUUCUUUUUUUAAAUCUUUAAGUGACUCUCAUACAUAGCAGGCACAAUUCUGGAUUUAGUUAAAGCUGUAUAAUUUGCAAUGUCUGUGGAUAACACAUUCUGCUGAAUAAGAAAGCUACUUCCUUUGGUCAAUGGUACUCCUCCUCCUUUGAUUUUAGGAAGUGUACAUUACCAAAAGAUUGUGUUCCUAGCACUUUAUAGUUCCUUUAUGCAGUAACUCUGGGUGAUUGGCAUAAAGCAAGUCAUUUGUUCACUAAUUCAAGAGGAUGAUGAGGAUCUUUUUCAGUUUCCUUAUUCUUGACACUUUGAAGAUGUGCACUUUGAAGAUAGCGCACUUCAAACCACAUGGUUAUAUUACCGAUUCAGUAGAGUACAACUAUGAACCACACUAUGAGCCAGAAUUUAGUGAUUCAAUCAUGAUGAGUAUAAGUUGUUGCUGUUGUAGCAGCGAUCAUGAAGAAUACAAUGGUACAGAUGCUUCUUUCACUCCUCCAACUGAUUCUCCCAUGUCAAAUGUCACUAUUACUAAGAAAAUUCGCCUUUACUGCCAAGAUUUAGUGAGGGAAAAUAUCAAUUUAAAUAUGUGUGAAGAAGAAUGGAGACAAACAAACAAUGCAUAUUGCUCUGAGAUGAAACUUUUCUUCAAAGGCUUGACAUCCCUCUGUGAAAAGGACACAUAUCCUGAAAACUCCUUGAAAGGCUUGAUAAAUUCCUUUGAAAACGUUUCUGACAGCCGUUCAAUCCACUGGGAUAUUGAAGAAAAGAAAAAUUUUGUACAAAAUUUGCCCUUCUUAAUGGAAGGAAUAAGCUCAGUUGCCCUAUUAAUUACUUUUGAAGAAAACAAAUCACAAACUGUGGAUCAAAACUCCAUGGGGAUCCAAACAACUCUCAUCAGUCUAGAAUCCUUAGAAAACAAUGAAGCACUCAAGUUAAAAGCUAAAGGAGAUCAAAUGGCCAUCCACCCAAUAGCAUUGGCAGAAUCUGCCACAAUCACAGGUUCAAUUGCUGUGGCUUUUAUAUCAUAUGUUGGGCUGGAAUCACUCCUAAAAGAGACUUUACUGCAGAAUGGAACAUUCCUGGGUAAUGAAACACUGACAGGUGUUUAUACUAUGAACUCUAAGCUAGUAAGCAUUUCCACCAGCAACUAUGAAACAAAUAUUUCUACCCCAGUCAAUGUCACCUUUGAGCAUCUCAAGAAAAAAGUUGCCCAGGAAAAGGUUCUCUGUGUCAACUGGAUUUCUGGUGCCUUCUCCGAUCAUGGUUGCCAACAGCUCUUUUCUAACAGCACCCAUACAGAAUGCAGCUGUCAACAUCUGUCCAGUUUUGCUGUACUGAUGGCCACAACUCACAAACAAGGAGAUCUGAUUCUCACCAUUAUUAGCUAUCUUGGGUUGUCCAUCUCAGUCAUCUGUCUCUUCCUGUGUAUUGUCACAUUCCUCUUCUGCCGCUCCAGCCACAACAGCAGCACCUUCAUCCACCUACAACUGAGCUCCUGCCUGUUUUUUGCAGACCUCUUCUUCAUAUUUGGAAUAGAUAAAACAGGCAACAAGAUCCUGUGUUCAAUCAUAGCUGGAAUUCUGAAGUAUCUUUUUUUGGCCUGUUUUGUCUGGAUGUUCUUGGAAGCUGUCAAUCUCUACCUCAUUGCCAGAAACUUGAAAGUUGCAAAUUACAGCGGGGCCAGCAAAUAUAUGAAGAUAUCUAUGUACCUCAUUGGUUAUGGGUGUCCUGUCCUGAUUAUAGCUAUUUCUGCAGCAAUUAAACCUGGAGCCUUUGGAACUCUUUAUCACUGCUGGCUUAAUCCAAAUUUUAUCUGGAGCUUUGCAGGACCUGUCUGUGUGAUAAUUGUGGUCAACCUAGUGUUUUUCUGUCUUAUUCUGAAGACUUUGCAUGAAAAACUGGCCACUCUCAAUUCAGAGAUAUCUUCAAUCAGAAAUACCAGAUCACUGAUGUUUAAGGCCAUAGCCCAUGUGUUCAUCCUGGGUGUGACUUGGUGUUUUGGCCUCUUUCAACAUGGUCCUUUGGAAGACGUUAUGGCAUACAUGUUCACCAUCUUCAACAGUGCACAGGGAAUCUUCAUCUUCUUGGUGCACUGCUUGCUCAACCAAAAGGUGAGAGAAGCUUACUGGCGUUGGGUAUGUUGCAACAAAGACAUCAAACCUCCUGUUUCUGAGAUAACUAUGACCUCUGUUCCCAUCAGCAACUCUUUGGCAAAUGAACCAUCUAUUAAUGAAGUGCAUAACCAGAAGAUUGAAUGGGAAGAACAACGAUAGCACACUGUCUCUCCUUUGGACUCUUUGUUCAGUUGAAUGAAACUGAAGAAAAUUGGGAUACAGUCAGCCACUUUUAAUUCUCUUUCCUUGCUGAUCUCUGGAGCCACAUUGUCUCCAAUGUGGAGAACUUUUUUCCCCCCAACCCAUUCCUUGUUUUAACUCACUUAACCAGAAAUAGGGUGGUAAAAGAAAAUAUAGAGGGGGCAGCUAAUCUGCUUGCCACUAACUAUAAUAUCAACUGGAUAUGUUGUUAACUAAAUUAAAAACACAGAGCCUUGAAUAACUCUAUAAUGCAGGAUGAAUUUAAAUCUCUUUUUCAUAUAUUAUGAAUAUAUUAUCAGUACUUUUCCUAAUGGAUUGCCUUCUUAUGCAUUAAUAUCUUUGUAGAUAGAGUAUUGGAUAAAAUGUUUUUAUUUCUCAGGUAGAUAUUGAUAAUGUUCUGCAAAUUAUUUAAAGAGGCAGUUUCACUUGUGACUACACUGUAAACCAAGUGUCAUUCUUUGAACCAUCUUAACUACGAUACAUCUUUCUCAAGAUAUGGCUCUUUCCUGUGUUGUUGGAAUGCAUAGAACACUCUUCUGCCAUAAUUUUGUUGGUUUUUAAGGAACAAUAUAUUGCUAAGACCAGGGGUCAGCAACCUGCAGCUCUGGAGCCGCAUGCGGCUCUUUAACCCCUCUGCUGCGGCUCCCUGUCACUCAAAAUAUGCAUCACAACCACCAAUGUGCGACAUCUGCCAGCACAUGAUUUAUUGAGCUUUUCAACCCCCAGUAGGCUAACCAUGGAUAAAUCCAAGAAAAUAAAAGUUUUAGAAGAAAACAGAAUGUUAAAUUCAACUACAUAUGCUAGUUUUGGGGCCGCUCAAGAAAUAGUCAGGCACAGGAAGGGUUUUGUCGCUCCCGGUGUUUUCUUUUCUGUGGGAAACGGGUCCAAAUGGCUCUUUGAGUGUUUAAGGUUGCAGACCCCUGGCUAAGACAUUGAAGUUAAGUGAUUUAUACUCCAUGUAGGUAAACUUUAUUGUUUUGCUUUAUAAUAAGAAUAAUAUAUUAAGUACUUGAAUUUAUAAUUUCACUGUCUGACAUUUAAUAUAUUUAUUAUUUACUUCCUUCCCUUCCCUUUCAGGACUUUUAUAAAUGUACAAUUAUAUACUUUA